AGCUACAAUCUAAAGUGCAUAUCAGUAAAGUCGGUAGCCUUUCUCUAAUGUCGGAGACGUACAAGAAAAUCACGGUCGCACUCAGCGGCGGCUGCGAGCUCCUCUUCAACAAGGAAACAAACCUUUCGCUGAACAGUGUAGUUCCAGUCGGAACUUCGGUAUCGCAGCUUGUUACACUUCUUAAACGAGACUAUGUCAAGGAACGACCGGAGUUGCUUGUCGACGCAAGCGGCGCAAAUGUUCGUCCUGGCAUUCUCGUACUGGUGAACGGCUGUGAUGUGGAGGUAAUGGGCGGCGUCGAACACGUGCUGGAGGACGGCGACGAAGUGGAGUUCAUCUCCACCCUGCACGGUGGGUGA
Molecule: messenger RNA, 359 nt
Organism: Leptomonas pyrrhocoris
Lineage: Eukaryota; Euglenozoa; Kinetoplastea; Trypanosomatida; Trypanosomatidae
Product: Ubiquitin related modifier (urm1)-like protein
Exons: 1
Coding region: 48-359 (103 amino acids)
Biological process (GO): protein urmylation; tRNA thio-modification
Cellular component (GO): cytoplasm; nucleus
Molecular function (GO): protein tag activity
Source: RefSeq, a predicted model, not a curated record